This is a messenger RNA of Solea senegalensis (Senegalese sole), 2241 nucleotides long. It is a transcript of the gene slu7, whose product is annotated as SLU7 homolog, splicing factor. Gene Ontology annotation, cellular component: spliceosomal complex. The transcript has 15 exons. Gene Ontology annotation, molecular function: pre-mRNA 3'-splice site binding. The record is from RefSeq and is a predicted model, not a curated record. NCBI's taxonomy places the organism in Eukaryota, Metazoa, Chordata, Actinopteri, Pleuronectiformes, Soleidae. The coding region runs from base 173 to 1867 and encodes 564 amino acids. Gene Ontology annotation, biological process: mRNA splicing, via spliceosome.
CGUACUUGUUCGUCUAAAAUGGCGUCGACGAGGUGACGCAUUAGCCAAAACAUACAACAUAAGUGACGAACUCAAAACAACGAGUUAACCAGAAAGUUUUUGCUAUUUGCAAAGGAACUUCAGCCGACGUGAUAUUUAUUCUUUCCACUAAGAUUUUAUCCAAGGUUCAGUCAUGACUGAGCAGGCCACCGUAAGCACAGAGGGCAUCGUGGGCCUGGAUGAGCCUAAGAAGAUGACCAGGGAGGACUGGAGGAAGAAGAAGGAGCUGGAGGAGCAGAGGAAGCUGGGAAACGCUCCAGCUGAGGUGGAUGAAGAGGGAAAAGACAUCAAUCCUCACAUCCCACAGUAUAUUUCAUCAGUGCCAUGGUACAUAGACCCAUCUAAAAGGCCCACACUGAAACAUCAACGACCACAGGAAGAAGAAGAGGGUCAAUAUUCAACCAUUGGAGAGUGGUAUAAGAGAGGAGUACAAGAGAAUUCUGUGUCCACUAAAUUUCGUAAGGGAGCUUGUGAAAACUGUGGUGCUUUGACCCACAAGAAGAAGGACUGCUUAGAGAGGCCCAGGAAAGUUGGGGCCAGGUUCACAGGCACAAGCAUAGCUCCAGAUGAACACUGUCAGAUCCAGCUUGACCUAGACUACGAUGGGAAGCGAGAUCGCUGGAAUGGGUAUGACCCAGAGGAACACCAGCGGAUUGUAGAGGAGUACGCCAAAGUUGACUUGGCCAAGAGGACUCUGAAAGCCCAGAAACUUCAGGAUGAGUUGGCCUCUGGUAAACUUGACAAAACUGAGUAUGAACAUAACAGUGAGGAUGAGGAUGAAGAUAAAUAUGCAGAUGACAUCGACAUGCCUGGUCAGAACUUUGACUCUAAGAGAAGAAUCACUGUCAGGAAUCUACGUAUCCGAGAAGACACAGCCAAAUACCUGAGGAAUCUGGAUCCAAACUCUGCCUACUACGAUCCAAAGACCCGAGCUAUGAGAGAGAACCCAUACUACAACACUGGCAUGAACCCUGAUGAAGUGGGGUAUGCUGGAGACAACUUUGUUCGCUAUUCUGGAGCCACAAUCACCAUGGCUCAAACACAGUUGUUUGCCUGGGAGGCCUAUGAGAGAGGCUCAGAGGUGCAUCUGCAGGCGGACCCCACCAAGCUGGAGCUGCUCCAUCGUUCCUUCAAAGUCAAGAAGGAGGACUUUAAAGACGAGCAGAGGGAGAGCAUUUUAGAGAAGUAUGGAGGUCAAGAACACUUAAAUGCUCCACCACGGGAGCUGCUGUUGGCCCAGACUGAGGACUACGUUGAAUAUUCUCGUCACGGUGCGGUGCUUAAGGGACUUGAGAAGGCUGUCGCUCGCUCCAAGUAUGAGGAGGACGUGCUCAACAACAACCACACUUGUAUCUGGGGCUCUUACUGGAAGGAUGGGCUCUGGGGAUACAAGUGCUGUCAUUCCAUGGUCAAACAGAGUUACUGCACAGGAGAGACUGGAGUUACAAUAAACAACACAGACUGUGUACCAUUUGAAGAAGGACUCGUUGAGCCACAGGAGGAGGAAGAGCCUAAGUCUCUGCUUGAGAUGCAUCGUGAUAAGCUGAAAGAGAAGAAGAAGAAAAAGAAGAGCAAGAAGAACAAAAAGCGUGACUCUGACAACAGUGAUUCGGAGGACGAAGAGAAGAAGAAAGAGAAGUUGAAGAAGGCCCUUGAAGCAGAGGACAAAUGGGUAAAGCAUGUAGAAGAAAUCAUGCAGUUGGAAGAAAGGAAACGGCCAUACAACAGCCUGCAGGAAGUAAAGGCGCCCACUGAGGAAGAGAUGGAGGCUUUCCGCAUGAAACGCUGCAGAGCAGAUGAUCCCAUGGCUUCCUUCCUGGGAAAGUAACCACCGUAACUCUCCUGACAGACAAAACCAGAGCAGUUGCUCUGUGAGAAAAGUUCUUGGACUCCUUUAAACUGUCAUCUUGUACAUUUAGAUCAGGAACUUGCUGCAAAAUGAUACAGAAAAAAAACAUUUUGUUUGGUAUUGUUUUUCUUUUUCCGGCGCCACCAGUUGACACAGCAGAGGACAGAAUGAUGUAUUCAGUUUGUACUGAUCCAGUCCCACAUUAAAAAAAUGAAAAUAUCCCUUCCAUGCAUUUUAACUAUUGGGCACAUUUUGAUUCUAAGCAGAGCUGCUUAAUGCUGUCUUAAUAGUAGUUUCAGGAAGUACUUUUACUGGAACUAAGGCAUUUUGUAAAUAAAAUGUGUUUGUCUGAA